UCAGGUGUUUGCUUCAGAAUGUACACGGAGGAUCAGGGUCAGUCUCUGGGUCUAAGUGGUUGGGUGAAGAACACCAAACAGGGUACCGUGAUUGGACAAAUCCAGGGACCACCUGAUCAAGUCCAUGACAUGAAACUGUGGCUGACGAAUGUUGGCAGUCCGAGCUCUCGGAUCGACCGAACCGUCUUCUCCAACCAGAGAGACAUUUCUAAACUGGAGAUCCACGGCUUCUCCACCCGCUACUGA
Messenger RNA from Labrus bergylta (ballan wrasse), 246 nucleotides. The record is from RefSeq and is a predicted model, not a curated record. Lineage: Eukaryota; Metazoa; Chordata; Actinopteri; Labriformes; Labridae.